Durusdinium trenchii is the source of this 1780-nucleotide messenger RNA. The record is from the annotation of a GenBank genome assembly. Lineage: Eukaryota; Dinophyceae; Suessiales; Symbiodiniaceae.
AGCAUUUACACUCAAGUUUCCUUCCGCUUACUACUUCAUCACAUUAUCUGCGACGCAACGUAGCUCGGUGUCCAUAUACCGUCGUUGACUUCGAGUUUUCAAGUCUCCGCCUUCCAUAUUGAAUUUCUACAGUGAAGCAAUGAAUCUCAAACGCUUCAUCGCAAUUUUGGCUGCUUUAGACCAGCUCCAGCAGGUCUUCGCGAAAGAAGCUCAAAACUGCAAAGUUGCAGCAUUCGACCUUUUGGCAAGUGCACAGGAGGUAGCUCUUCUUAUAGCUGCCUUCACUGUCGGGUGGCACUUGAUUGGGCCUUGUUUGGGGUUCCUUCGGCGAGGCAAACUGGUGAGAAACAGGGAAGUGCAGGACAGAGGCGAAGAGCCUAACGCUGCAAAAGAACCAUCUCAGAUUUGCAAAGCUGGAGAUUUGGUCGAAAGCUGGCUGCGUGCCGCAGGUCAAGCCAGUUUUGAGGAUAAGGAUCUUCCGAAGCCACAGCUCUACACCAAGGCCCUUCAGGCCUGCCUUAUGAGCAAUGAUUUGGACUCCGCAAGCCAACUUCUCCGACGAAGUUCGUGGCAGCUUCCAGAAGGUGGAAGAACAGCCAUCCAACUUGUGGCCCUGGCCCGACGGUUCUUGAAGCAACGAGACAUUUCCAGCGCCCACAAGUGCAUUCAAAGUGCACGUCGCCACAUCAAAGUUGAUCUACGCACUCGCAGGCUCUUCAUCGUUGCUUGCGCGCAGAGCGGCAGCAUGGACUUUAGUAGCAAAUGUUUCGAGGAGCUGAAGCGUGAGGGUUUGCAUCCGGACUUUGCCAUGUACUCUGCAAUGAUUCGUGGGUUUUGCCACGUCGGGAAGGUGGAGGAUGCCCUUACAUACUUCGAGCUUAUGCUGAGAGACCGUUUGCAACCAGAUGCAAUGCUCUUUGAUGCCCUGCUUGAGGGCUGUGUGAGCCACAAUCUCCUGCACGGGGCAGAGCAAGUCCUAGCUUCCAUGAAGGAUCUUGGCGUUCAACCGUCCAACACGACGUUGGCUGCGUGCAUCAAGCUGUAUUCCGCAAGAGGUGAGAUCGGUCGGGCUUAUGCUGUGUUCGAUGAUAUGGUGCAGAGUCACCAGCUACAACCCAAUGCCUAUGUGUAUGGCACCCUCAUUGCAGCUGCACUUCGCAAUGGCAGGCCAGAACUGGCCCUUGCGACUCAUGACUCUGGAGGCUGUUCUCCCAGUGCACGCACCUAUGAGCAUUUGAUGCAGUGCUGUCUUCAGCUGGGAUUGCUUGAAAGAGCUCUGGAGUUCUUGGACGAAGCCUUGGGUUUGAAGGAAUCAGCACCUUCCAGGCGAGCCUUCAUUGAUCCUAAGAUUGUAGAGGAGCUUUUGGUCCUAAUUGCUCGACGAAAGGAAUCCGAGAGACUGGGCAUGCCACUCAAGCGCUUGGAAGCAGCUGACUUCGAGCUGCCAGAAACGUUUCACCGCUUUGUGAAGAUAAGCGAGAGCCAAUUCCCACUCGGAAGCAAGCGGAGGGCAGACCUUGAUCGCUGGCGUAGCUUCUCACGGCACCUUUGCCUUUGAUCGCUUGCGCGUCCGUUCGUCUUAGGUAACGUGGCAGAGCUCACUUGAGGCGGUAUUUCUGCAAGGCUUUGGUCAUGCUAAAGUGGGAAGGAGUGCACCUUCCUGCGGAGAUUGUGGUCUUGAAAGUUUCGUGUGGUCGAGCGUGUCAUGGUAUUUGCAAGUAUGAUCCGCCGUUGCCACCCAAAAUGCACAGGCUGUGAUGACUUAAGCUUGGUUGCCUGA